Amoebophrya sp. A120 is the source of this 5450-nucleotide messenger RNA. NCBI's taxonomy places the organism in Eukaryota, Dinophyceae, Syndiniales, Amoebophryaceae. The record is from the annotation of a GenBank genome assembly.
GCUCAAAAAGUUUUUCCGGAGUGUUUUCUGACAGAUUCAUCUUGCAAAACUCGGGUCAGCGAGACACACAGAGUUUUUGCCAACGAGUGAAAGGCGGGAUUUCGGUAAAGAUCUUGAGUUGUAAACAAGGCGAAUGCUGGUUUUCGGUUUUUUUCUUGGACGUGCAUACUUACGAUGGAAGACACCCGCCAUCAUGGAUGCAAGAAUGAGACAAGACAGUUUUUUCAGUUGAAAACGAUUUCUGCUUAAGUUGUUGGUUGUGAUAGCCAACAGUUUGCUCCGCCGGAGGAGGUGAUUUGGUAGCAAUGCAACAGAGCGCGCCACUAAAAUAGAAAAGAUCUCAUACCUCGCCACAAGUGUAUCCACCAUGUUGCCAUUCCUACAGUUCGUUCGUGAUCAAACGAGUUCGCAAUCCCCCCUCCUCAUGCUGCUUGUGACUGGCAUUUGUUAUUGUUACUAGCAACGAAAAGAAAGACACACCCGCGAGACAUCCAGACCGUAUAGGCCUGACGACUUAGUCACAAAGAGUUUUAAUCAUUCUGUGCACCCUUGGUUAGUUCUUUUUACAAAGUCUCAUCUGCCCCUACUAGCUUCACGACGUGAUGUAUUGUGACGGCGGUGGAGCAUGUUAGUAAUCAGAAAUGUAAAAACAUCAAGAGACGCACGGCUGUUGUACUCGUAGCACUCGUAGUCAGAUUUACUUGAAAGUUCACUGCUCGAGCUUUUUCUUGAUGAUGGCAAGUAUUCAGCAGCCCCCACCAUCGUCGUCUCUCAGUUUCCUGAGUGGUUCUCCUCGCAGACGGCGGCUUCGAAUUCUGCGUCUGAACGGCGACACCCUGUUUGAGGGGGAUUUGUUUGACUGGAAAGACGCAACAACUUUUGGGGCGGUAGCGGAGCAGCCAGCUUCUGGUCGGCGAAACAUCGCGGAGGAUGUCGGCCAGAUCGUCCACAACGACUUGGCCCGGCGAAAGCUGCUCAAGCAAGUGAACGUCUUGCCCUCGCAGGUUUCGCGCUCUGCCUCCCGAACCGGCAGUCGGCGCAAUUCGGACGACGAUGCAGCUCUGCUCGGAGCUGCUGGUAGCAAUGGCACAGCAGGUGGUUCCAACGCACUGUCACCGAGCGCGGUCUUAAGCGGUGCGGCAGACAAGCUAGCGGGAACCAAGCGGAAAUCGAGUUCGCGCAGUCCGGACCGGAGGAAUAUUGCGGGUCGUCCACCAUCAGGAACGAAAGCGACUACAGAGGCUACCACGGAAGUAGGCAUCUCCCAGGAUGAUGGGUCCUGGUUGCUUGCCGGUUCGUCUUUGGGGCAGGCGUGCAAGUGCAUGCUCGAUGAAGUGAACGGGGACAAUGUGCCGCUGCGGUGCAUCAUGCUCAUGGACACCGAGGAGCAUCGCUUCAUCGACGACGACGAGGAUGUGGACUUCAAUCUGGAGUUGAUCCGCGAGACCUCGUCAAUACUCGAAGAGCCACCUGAUGUUGGAGUUGUUCCGGCGAGCGAACAGGGUGAGGACAACCACAGCGACAUUCCGCGGCAGUGGUCGGACGACUUUAAUACCCUGUCGCGACAACAUUCAGUAUCCAUCUCCCGACAGGUGUCCCGUGCCUACUCCCGCGACAGUGGUGGGUUUGUCACACGCGAAGUUUCGCGCGCGUACUCGCGGGACAGUGGGCCCUUCAAAAAGGUGCAAGAAAUGCAGCUCGUGUCGCGCCACAUUGAGGGCUACUGCUUGAGCCCCAUGCUGUAUCCAAGAAAAAAACUGUGUUAGUGUAACUAUCUUUGGCUGACAGCGUCACAAAUUUGCUCUACAUGACAGAGAAAACCUGUCAUGCGUGGACCAUAAGGGAAAACACACAUGAAGAGAGGAGCUCAUGGCUGUCUGGCAUGACAGGCGUAACUCUGUUGCAUGUUCUGCAUUACAGAGUUACACUUACACAGUUUUUUUCUUGCAUAUGCUGCAGGAGAUGCUGGACGGCCAGUACGAGGUCGCGCACACGGCCUUAUUUGACAACGACUUCGAGUUUGGCGGGGAACGCAAGACGUACGCGCGCGAGGAGUGGGCGCUGUCGUUGUACCAGACGGAGGACCGUGAUUUCGAGGCGCUGUCGACCUCUGACCCGAAAAUAUCAACCGCGGUGUUUGACGGUAAAAAUACGGAGGAAAAGCAGAAGUUUCUCGACCGUGCCGCCGAGCAGUAUAUGCUGCGGCGGCGCGUCCACCAGGUUUUGGAUGAACUGCAGAAGGUGUUGACCGACCAGAACUUCUUCAGUCGGGGGAUGGUGCACUUUCUGGAUUUCGCUUGGGCGCUGGUCAAGUCCCGCCACUUCCCGGUGUUCGAAAAGCGCACACGCCGCUUUUCCAAGUUUCUCUGUGACUUCGCGCGCAUCAACCACCCGAGGUUCCGAAACCUGCGCGGCCUCAUCGAGCUCACCCACAUGCGGCUUCGGCAGGUGUACGGAGAGCUCACUCCUCUGUCCUUUUACAAGUUGCUGCCCAAUGCCUGGCACGGAUCUUCGGACGAUGUUGGGGAUAAUUUCCACAGUAUUAACAACCACCAGUGGGCGGGAGGUGCAGCUGCGACUUCUGGUCAACAUCCCCACCUCAACGAACAAGCGGACUACUUCAUCAACGACUUCACCAGCCCGCGGCGGCUGAUGCAGGUGCGCGAGAACCAGCGCGAGGGAUGCCGGCUGGUCGCUGCGCGGUUGUGUCGGUUGUUGCCACCGACCACGGCGGCAAAUAGUGCUGUGGAGAAGUUCACUUCUACUGCGAGGGACCGCAUCAACUUUCCCUUCGAUGACCCGCGAGACGACACCCGGGCGUCGCCGCUGCCGCCCGUGCACCAGCUCCAGCCGUCCGCGGGGAUGAUGAGCAUGGCGGGAGGUGCAGCCGGCGGGGGAGCCUUGCAUUUGUCGGUCGACGCGCACAUCAACGAGGACAUUUUGCGCUUGCUCGCGCAGACCGCGGAGCAGGAGGAGGCGCGAACGAAGUUUUUCGGGGACGAGGUGGAGGUGCGCGACAGCGAGGGGAACUUGAAGGUCGGGUACCGGUUCGACCCGGUGCAGCUGGCGCAGGCGGGGCACCCCGCGGUGGUGCAAGACGUCGCGGUUGCGCAGAAACUGUGCGAGUUGGGCCUCGCCGCCGAGCAGAACUGCUUCGCGGAGGUCCUCUCGUCCCUGCUGCGGGGGCGCAGCUACCAGGACGACGACGGCGCGAACGCGAUUCGGGUUUUAAGGCAACUGUUCGGAAGUGGCGAUCGUGUUGCGCUCACGGACGAACUGCGGAACGCGCUGUUCGCCGUCGUCAAGCGCGACAUUAACCGCAUCGACCAGCAGGAGCGAACCUCCAACGGGCGCGGCUCCUGGUCGGCGUCCGACGCGGAAAAGGGGCUGUCGCAGUUCGUGUCCCCGGAGUUCGCGCGGCUGGCCCGGAUGCGAACCUACAGUGGCAGCGCCGUCGAGGAUCACCUGUCUCUGGUCGACGUGGAGCACCUGCUCACCUGCGAGUGGGGCGGCUGGUCCUCUAGUGACCCGCAGCGCGAGUGGCGCAAAGGGAUUCUCGAAAGUGCUUUGGGGUUGGUACAACAAUCCGAGUCGUUGCAGCGGGGGGUCGGAGUGCAUCAAUCUUCCGGGACAGCAACAGUGUCUCCUGUGCGAUCUUCUGGAACAAGCUCAGACAGUAACGGCAACCGAGGACAACGGGAACAACCACGGAGUAGAGCAGCUGCGUUGUCUGCAGUAGACGAGACUGCAGGUGUGCUGAACACUCGCACGCUGGGCGCUGAAGUGUUAGCGGAGCGGUGCGCGGAUUAUCUGCGAUUUCGGCUCGAAAAGGUUCCCGACCUGAAUUGUGCUCUCGCAGCUUGUGCGCGACAGAAUCCGGCGGGCGCCGACAACAAGGAAGUGCGGCCGCUGAGCGGGCCAAUUCUCGUGCGCAGGGGCGAGUGUAUCGAUUUGCUUCCUCGCGUUUUGCUCUUUGCCGCCGCGCUUAUCGCACGCGAUUCGUACCACUUCACAUCGGAUUUGACGGCAACUGAUGGGUUGUCCUGCCCGGAGCCCUUCCGCGCGGGAAACGUGGUUCGCUUGCUGCACCGGCAUAUAGCGGAGUUUGACCGGCAGUCCGCCGUCUCAAAUCCAACGACGGCGAGCGUGGUCUCCAGCUCGUUCCAAGAUGACAAUGGACCAGAACAAACCAGUGAGGCCCACAGAUCUGUCGUUGUGUGUUUGGCGUUUGCCAUGACGUUGCUUUUGCUAGAGCGCGGUAGUAGUAGCAGCCCCCUGCAGAGUACAUCUACCAGCAACGUGGCCGUCAACGUGAGAAAGCGCAGCGUUAGUCGUGGCGACCUCCCGCCCGUCCCGGAGCAGUCCUCUGGCCCGGGCAUUAUCACCGCUGACGAAGCUAUCUCAAGAAAAAACUGUUUCACUGUAAACUUGUGAUGCAUAGAACGGAUACGGAACGCAAAUGUGUUUGUCUUGCUACGCAUGCAACACAUUGGAUUUCUAGCUGUGUUUUCCCUUAGGAAGCACGCAUGCCAAGUUUUCUUUGUCAUGUGUAACAAACUUGUGUUGCAGAUCUUGCAAAAUCACCACAGUGAAACAGUUUUUUCGUUGGAUACAAGCGGACGUCAUUACCGAGUACGAAGCGGAGGCCAUGGCCUACUACGAAGCCAUGUUGGGCGGGGGCCAGAAAGAGCGGGAUGUUCUUGCCAGGAACUCACCCGCGACCUUGAACGAAAAAGACAUCUACUACCCCGCUCCGAAUUGUGCGGACGCUCCUUUGCGAUCCAUCUCUUCGAUGUCCUCUUCCACCUUCGAAAACCCCCAGCUUGCCGUCAUGUCAGAAUCCCUGCGUGCUUUAUUUAAGCAGUGUGAUAGCUCUGCAAAGGAAAACAUUUCAGACCUCGUGGAGGAGUUCGUGCUUGCACCACUUCUACCACGACGGCAGGAAAUCGCGGAUUACGUGCGGAGCCACGUUCGCGUUGCGGAUAAUUGAUGAAUUAAGUACCAUUUUUUUUUUAAUAGAUUUCUAGUUAGAAGAGCGUCAUGCCGUAUUUGCGGUUCUUAUGUUCCCUUUUCAUUUGUUUAUUGUAGUUUGCGUGUAGUCAUGAUAGCCAUAUACACGCUCAAUGAUUUGGUCACCGCCUAUGGAGGCUCGUAGGUUUUCGCUAGCUUGUCGAGCUUUCAAGCGUGUGGCUACUUACCGUUUUGUUUACGAAUGUCGAGACGACUGCAUCUAUUUUUUUUGUGCACCGACGUUUUUAGGAAGAAGUCAUGGCCUUUUCUUCCUCAAGUGUAGCAUGUGCAGACACUACAUACCGAUGGGGGCAUGUUGGUCGAGAAAUGAGGCAAUGGCGUAGAGCUGUUGUGCUUGUAGCUCGAGUUGAUUUGUUGUCAAUAUGGAUACUGAACAAAAAAAGCGUGACAAGGAUAUGAAAAAGAAAGGCAUCAUUCUG